Mesitornis unicolor (brown roatelo) is the source of this 2112-nucleotide messenger RNA. It is a transcript of the gene CCDC62, whose product is annotated as coiled-coil domain containing 62. The transcript is spliced from 12 exons. Bases 1 to 2112 code for a protein of 703 amino acids. NCBI's taxonomy places the organism in Eukaryota, Metazoa, Chordata, Aves, Mesitornithiformes, Mesitornithidae. The record is from RefSeq and is a predicted model, not a curated record.
AUGAAUUCACCAGAGCCGCGUUCUGCCUCGCCCCAGAAUCUUUGCCCAAGCCUUCAGAACAGCACCAUUCAGAAGCAGCGGGAAGAACUCCGAUUUUUGAUUGCAGAACUGAAAGAUCAUGACAGGGAACUUGAUGACAUGGUUGCAGUGCAUCAGAGACAGCUUCUAGCCUGGGAAGAUGAUCGGCAAAAAUUACUGACUCUAGCAGAACAAUGCAGCUUAUUAAACAAUGAGCUGAACAAAAGAAAUGAAAUUAUAAAAUCACUGACCAAAAGGUUGAAGUUCUUAGAAUCCCAGCAGAAUGACAAUAAGACAAACUUUGAAAAUACACAACAGAAGUUUAAAGAGCUGUCUCAGAAAGUAACAGAUGCAACUGUUCAGUGUCAGGCUCUGGAGGAGAAAAAUCAAAGUCUCCACUGCUCAGUUUUGGAACUGUCUGUGAAAACAGGCCAGCUGCAAGCGAGAGAACAGGAGCUUCUUACUAUGCUUAAGCUGAAGGACGAGGCUAUACUUGAAGCAACUGAUCACAUUACUGAAUUUACAUCUAAAUUCAAGAAGCUGGCAAGCGCAUUGCAUGCAGCAAAGACAGAGGAAUUCAGUCUAAACAAAGAAAAGCAAGACCUCAAACUGAGACUGAAAGAACUAAUCCUUGAAACGAAUAAGCUGAUAGAUGACCUCUGUGGAAAGAUGAAGGAAAAUAAUAGGCAGCAGGAAGAAAUCAUUCACCUCAAACAAGAAAAUGUCUGUCUGAGGAAUAAGCUUGCUCUUACUGUGGAGAUAGCCAAGAGACAGGAACAACUUCUUCAGUCUGCCAUGUCUAAACAAGCACGGACUGAUGCAGAACUAUCAAGUUUGCGACAGGUCUACCUAAAACAGCAGCGAGACUUGCAAUUUCUUCGUGUCAAUUUGGAGAGCUCUCAGGAAUUCAGGCAAAAACCUGACAAGGUGGCACAUGAGAGGAGCAUAGGUGUGGGAUUCUCUGCCCCUGACAGUAACAGCGAGACAGACGGGGUUAGGACUGAGGGCACCUAUGAGAUAUGCGAGGAGUGUGGAACUGCACAAGUUCCAAAAAGGAGGGCAAAAAUCACCUCUGAGAUGUGUGAAGUAGAUAUUAGACUGUUAAUGAAUGCAUCAGACUUGAAGGAAACUACCUCAGUGUAUUCAAGCAGGUGUCAAAAAGUUGUGAAAUUCUUGGCUGUCCCUGCAGAAGAAGAAGAAAAGCAGGAUGUUGCGUCAAGCUCUGAUGAGCUGGGCAGCAAAGUAUUUUGUGAGGCAAACAACACGAGGCCAUUGAGAAACAGGGACAUUUCUGAGAAUGGAGUGGAAAGCAGAGACCAACAAAUCACCUUUGAAUCACCUUUACCUGAAUAUGAGUAUUGGUUUAAUGUCAGUUCUUGUGUAGAUUUGCAAAGUACUUUGAUCCAGAACACCGUCACAUCUGAGAAAACUGAUAAUGAAAAUAAAGCCAGGGAAGAGAGAACUGGAAUUCUGUCUGGCCAAAAAAGCACAGAGACUCCUGCUGCAGUUCACAAGCCUGAAUCUGAUUCCUGUAGCAGUAACUACAUCACUAAAAAAGAUCCACGGUGGAAGCCGGUAUCAGAUCUGGAAUGGCUGAAGAUUUUCAAACCCGUAAAAGGAGAUGAAAGUGUAUGGCAUGGAAAAGACUGCAGCUGUCUCAAGACUGCACAAGAUGUGAAAUGUGCCAGCUCAAAAAGUGAAGAAAAUGUGGAUCUGAAUUCUUUUCACUUGGAUUCUCCCUGUUUGACAUCCACCUGUAAAGGAGACAGGCCUCAAAGACAUGAGAAAUUGUCUGAUGGAGACUUCCCUCUGGAGAUCAAUGACCUCUCAGUGACAAAACCAACAAAUAGAUGCUGCAGUGCUACCGUGGCCCAAGACACCAGUUCCCCCAUAAGUAAGCUGCAGCAUGCGUUGGCCGAGUCUCGACAGAUGGCUGCUGAUCUGGAGCUUAGCACUCUCCUCCACGCGAGCCCUUGCUGCAGUAUGAACAGUGGCAGCGUUAAUACGACAGCAGAACUUGCAGAAGCUCUUCACAGAACCCAGUUGUCUGCUGCAGAGGAACAAGGUGCAAAGCUUCCAUUCUUUUGUCUAUGA